UUCAGUCCAGCCACUUCACUUCCUUCAAGCGAAUACAUUUCUGGUGCGGGGGAUGCUGUCGGCUGCCGAUAGAACUCAACCAAGGCAUCUAGAGAUAGCGAAUUCACGUGCCCGGGUACUAAGGAUAGUGUCACAAAGAAUAGUCAGGGUUCUUUUAGUGUGGCAGCCUCCUUUAGUUGUCAAAACUUUAUCCCAAGAAGCCAAGAUGAAAACAGAAACGGAGACGACAUUAAAUAUCACCGAGAGUGAGCCGGCGCACGCAUCGCAAAUGAAAAAGGGGAAAUUCGCUCCUCACAUUCAAGCUCUUCUCUAUGGCCCUGACGACAUCCUGUGCAGGACUCUUCCUUACAUGGGACUGACCGCUGAGAGUUUUGUCACUGGCAACAGUCUUAAGAAAGCGUUCAUUGACAAGUCCGAACAGCAAACGCACACUCCCAAAAAAUUCAAUUAUGUUGUGGAUAAUAUGAUACGAUCGAAGAAAAAAACUAAGAGAGAAGAUAGAGGAAGUAUUGACGGAUCAAUCCACAAGUAUCAAAGAUUUGACGAGAUCAUCGAAGGAAAUAAGUUUGGCAAGAUCCAGUUCAGAGAAGUCGGCGCCAAAUGUGAAGUUAUUCCCAAAUGGGUGUUGACCAGGCUUGAGACUGCUUGCAGAUCUUUUCGAUAUGAACUGCCCUUCAACAAAAGAUUACUAGAACACAUGACGCCGCUUCAAUACCUGGCCACGUACACGCGCCUGAACAAAGAACAGCGCAGACGUUACACUGAGAUCUUUAAGAAGUACAAGGUCAAACCAAAUGAUUAUCUGGAAGUGAAGAGCUUGCAUCCAGCACUGAACUCCCUCCUGGGAGGUUACUUCAGCGAGGACAACUAUGACAUCCUGAGCACCUGUCUGUUCAUUCCAGAAGACGUCAACCUGGAUUGCAACACCUUUGUGGGGAUCUGUGCUUUUGUUGACAGACUUUUCUGGACAGCGUAUCUGGAGUAUGAGGACGAUACUUUUUCAUUCUGGGCGCCCAACAGAUCGGCUCUAGAGUACGCUGAUUUUGAAAACCUCAGGAGAAAACUAAGUGAUGUACAGCUAUCGAAGGAACUGACUGUCCUGCUUCAAUCUCUAGCCUGAAGCCCGGGCCAGGUUGAAACUGUUACAAUGUAAUUUGCUAUAUUAUGGAUCCUGUGGCCACAGAUCUAUACAAGCCGGACACAUCCUAAGGGCGAGUUGAGUGUAAUAAUUACAUCUCCGCCAUUUCACGUCUGACAACAAUAAUGAAUCUUUUAGAUCCAGGAUGGAUAUGCCAGAUCUAUGAAGAAUGUUACUUCUUUAGUUCAAAAAAUGUAGGUCAAAUGUUUUUGAAAAGCUCUUCUUAUCUCAAAUACGUCUUAGCAUGACAAGCUACGUCCAACGUAAAGAAAGAAAAUACUUGUUAAGCUUAGACAUGUAGAAGAAGUAUUUUUAAGCAGCCAAAAACUUUGACAUUGCAUUUUAAACAUAAGAAGAAAUAGUCGAAUGAAAACUCUGUAUAUUGAAAUAUAAAAAAAAACCAGUAUCAAUAAAUAAGAUGUGUACAGAAAUUUU
Molecule: messenger RNA, 1573 nt
Organism: Biomphalaria glabrata
Lineage: Eukaryota; Metazoa; Mollusca; Gastropoda; Planorbidae
Exons: 9
Coding region: 53-1120 (355 amino acids)
Source: RefSeq, a predicted model, not a curated record